AUGAUUUUAGAUCUCCUCCAGCAGCACUUUGACUUGUACUUAAGAUUAUGCAGUGCAGAUGCGAAGAAUUUUGUUAAUAAGGAUAAGAUAUAUAUCAAGAAGGCUAAGGAUAAGGAUGUUAAGGGUAAUGAGGAUAUUAAGGGUAGGGAUAAUAAGAAUGAGAUCUGGAAGGCCUUUAUUAACUCUAGACUCGAGCUGGAGGCUGAUGAUCGUAGUGAUGAUAAUCUUGAUAUGGAUUAUCUGGAGUCUGUUUAUGAUGAUGAGGAGGAGGAUAUUGAAGGCGAGGGCAGCGAUGAUGAUAAGGUUAUUUUUAAUGAUGAGUCCGACAAGGCUGCUGAGAAGGCUGUUAAGGAGGAGAAGGUCGAGAAAGAUAAGGAAGAUGCCUUUGAUAUGGAUGUCUCGGACGACGAGGCUUUCUUGGACAGCGACGACGAUCUUCUAUCUGAUAUGGAACUUGGUGGUGUCGAGGUACCUACCGAGGCUCCUUCGGACUUGAAGAAGCGCCGCAAGCUCAAGCACUGCCAACCUUUGCCUCUGCCGACGACUACGCGGCUCUUCUUGCAGACGAAGACGAGGAUAGCCCGCGCGGGGGAUACCACUGUCUGUUCCUGCCCGUCAUGCCCCGAUUUGGGUCUAGAGGAGAUCGAGGACACUCUCCUGGAUGCGCUCAAGGAAUUCGGUUGGAUUGGCGCCAUUGAACUUGCGGGUCUCAUCUUAGUUGCCCGCGCAGCCGACCAGCUUUUGCGGGGCCUUGUCAAGGAUCUCCUUGAAAAAGGAAUGCCGAAGUAA
This is a messenger RNA of Penicillium angulare, 789 nucleotides long. RefSeq lists its product as uncharacterized. The transcript is spliced from 3 exons. The record is from RefSeq and is a predicted model, not a curated record. The coding region runs from base 1 to 789 and encodes 262 amino acids. NCBI's taxonomy places the organism in Eukaryota, Fungi, Ascomycota, Eurotiomycetes, Eurotiales, Aspergillaceae.